Messenger RNA from Colletotrichum truncatum, 315 nucleotides. RefSeq lists its product as uncharacterized. NCBI's taxonomy places the organism in Eukaryota, Fungi, Ascomycota, Sordariomycetes, Glomerellales, Glomerellaceae. The record is from RefSeq and is a predicted model, not a curated record.
AUGUUUUCCGUUGAGGACCCGAACUCAGACUCAGGCUCGCAGAACUUCCGGCAGACCGCCUCGGCAAAGAAGCGCUGGCCUUUCUGCUGCAACAUCCUGCGGGCUGUACUGCAAGCAAAAGCAAACGGGCCAAUGGUGAGGCGCAGCGUUGAGCAUUACAUCCACCGGCAGGCUGCUGUUCCUGUUCCUAUUCCUGUUCCUGUUAUCCGCAAGCUCCCAUUGAGCUGUUUGGUAGCCAACAGUGGAGCGAGAAGUGUAAAACGGACGAACAACAAGCCAGCCAACGUUGCCACGCCUGCGCAGUACGAGUUGUAG